Molecule: messenger RNA, 1458 nt
Organism: Penicillium lagena
Lineage: Eukaryota; Fungi; Ascomycota; Eurotiomycetes; Eurotiales; Aspergillaceae
Product: phosphatidylinositol N-acetylglucosaminyltransferase subunit A/GPI3
Exons: 4
Coding region: 1-1458 (485 amino acids)
Biological process (GO): GPI anchor biosynthetic process
Cellular component (GO): glycosylphosphatidylinositol-N-acetylglucosaminyltransferase (GPI-GnT) complex
Molecular function (GO): phosphatidylinositol N-acetylglucosaminyltransferase activity
Source: RefSeq, a predicted model, not a curated record
AUGACGUAUAAUAUCGCCAUGGUCAGUGACUUCUUUUUCCCCCAGCCGGGGGGGAUUGAAAGUCACAUCUACCAACUGUCCACGAAACUCAUCGAUCGGGGACACAAGGUGAUCGUCAUCACCCACGCAUACAAAGGCCGUACCGGAGUCCGCUACCUCACCAAUGGCCUCAAGAUCUACCACGUCCCUUUCUUUGUCGUCCACCGCGAGGCCACCUUCCCCACCGUCUUUUCCUUCUUCCCUCUCUUUCGAAACAUCGUCAUUCGCGAGGAGAUCGAGAUUGUCCAUGGUCAUGCCAGUCUCAGUAGUUUCUGCCAUGAAGCCAUUCUCCAUGCGCGGACAAUGGGGCUACGAACUGUCUUCACGGACCACUCCCUCUUUGGAUUCGCCGAUGCAGCCUCGAUCUUAUCCAACAAGAUGCUGAAGUUCGCUCUGAGCGAUAUCGACCAUGUCAUUUGCGUCAGUCAUACCUGCAAGGAAAACACUGUCCUUCGAGCAUCCUUGGAUCCGUUGAUGGUCUCUGUCAUUCCGAAUGCCGUGGUGGCAGAGAACUUCUGUCCGCGUUCUUACACUCCCCGCGCAUUGGAUCACGUACCUGGCUCCCCAGCUGAUACUCGGCCCUCCCCCGCGCCCAUUGGACCAGACGACACGAUCACCAUUGUAGUGAUCUCUCGCCUGUUUUACAACAAGGGCACCGAUCUACUUGUCGCCGCUAUCCCGCGGAUUCUCGCCUCCAAUCCUAAUACCCGAUUCAUCAUUGCCGGUUCCGGUCCCAAAGCAAUCGACCUGGAGCAAAUGCUGGAACGCAAUGUUCUCCAAGACAAGGUCGAAAUGCUUGGAUCGGUCCGACACGAAGAAGUACGAAAUGUCAUGGUGCGCGGUCACAUCUACCUGCAUCCCAGCUUGACCGAAGCCUUCGGGACAGUUAUUGUCGAGGCCGCUAGCUGCGGGCUGUACGUGGUCUGCACGCGAGUCGGUGGUAUUCCAGAAGUGCUCCCCCAGCACAUGACGACCUUCGCCAAACCAGAAGAAGACGAUCUGGUGGUCGCAACCAGCAAGGCGAUCGCCGCCCUACGCUCGAACAAAGUCCGCACAGACCGGUUCCACGAUCAAGUGAAGAUGAUGUACUCUUGGCGCGACGUGGCCCAACGUACCGAACGCGUCUACCAGGGCAUCACCGGCGACAUAAGCGCCGAGGAUUUCUACGGCUAUUACCCCGGCCAGAGCUGGGACGGCAGCGGAGAUCGCGUGCGCAGUUUUGCGCUGAUCGACCGCCUGAAGCGCUAUUACGGCUGCGGUGUGUGGGCCGGCAAGCUGUUCUGUCUGUGUGUGGUGAUCGACUUUCUGAUCUACGUCUUCCUGGAAAUGUGGUUCCCGCGUGCCAACAUCGACAUUGCGCGCAGCUGGCCCAAGAAGCGGGCCGAGGGCCAACCUGGUCUUGACGCCGCUGCACAAUGA